Molecule: messenger RNA, 2067 nt
Organism: Letharia columbiana
Lineage: Eukaryota; Fungi; Ascomycota; Lecanoromycetes; Lecanorales; Parmeliaceae
Exons: 2
Coding region: 1-2067 (688 amino acids)
Biological process (GO): peptidyl-proline hydroxylation; regulation of translational termination
Cellular component (GO): cytoplasm
Molecular function (GO): peptidyl-proline dioxygenase activity; L-ascorbic acid binding; iron ion binding
Source: RefSeq, a predicted model, not a curated record
AUGAAGCGCAGAUCAGAUCAAGUUGACGAUUUGGAGGUCGCUGAAAAAGGCAAACGGCGAGCACCGAGCCACCAAGAUCGCUUUCGAGAAGGGCUGUUUGGCGGAUCUGUCUUGGACGAAUAUAGAAGGAGCUAUGCCACCUCUAAGCCAUACCGUCACGGCGUCAUCCAAAGCCUCAUCUCUCCCGCACUCCUUCGCAGCGUGCGCUCCGAAAUCCAGAACCUUUCCUUCACUCCCAAAGAAACGGACAUCUACAAGAUCCACCAAUCUGGGGACUUGGCAAAUCUUGAUGGCCUGGAUGACUCCUCUCUCAAGCUUCUGCCUUCACUACUCACACUCCGCGAUGCCAUGUACUCCUCAGAUUUCCGGGAGUACCUAUCCACCGUUACAGACUCUGGUCCGCUCUCUGGGAAAAAGACGGACAUGGCGAUCAAUGUCUAUACACCUGGCUGUCACUUACUAUGUCACGACGACGUCAUUGGAAGUCGAAGAGUUAGCUAUAUCCUCUACCUGACGGAUCCAGAUACACCUUGGAAGGAAGAGUGGGGCGGCGCAUUGCGCUUGUAUCCCACACAAACCUACACUGAGGACGAUGGAGAGGUCACCAAGGUCCCAAGUCCGGACUAUAGUGUCUCCAUACCGCCGGCAUUCAACCAAUUGAGCUUCUUUGCCGUGCAGCCAGGCGAAAGCUUUCACGAUGUACAGGAGGUCUACGCUGAGGAUGAGGAGAUAGAUAAAGAGAAGGCCGGUGGGAGGGCCAGAAUGGCAAUAAGUGGAUGGUACCACAUACCACAAGAAGGUGAAGAUGGUUACGUCGAGGGUUUAGAAGAACGGCUGGCGGACAAGAGCAGCCUCAUGCAAUUACAAGGCAAAGGAGACAAGUAUGAGCUUCCAAAAUCGAAUUUCGAGCUCUACAAGAAGUCUGCAGAGAGCAGUGGCGACAUUGGUCUACCGACCCCAUCGUCACAGGAGGACCCUGCUCUUUCGGAAGAGGACCUCAAUUUCCUCCUAAAGUAUAUCGCUCCCACGUACCUUACGCCAGAUACCCUCGAAUCAGUCUCCGGGAUUUUCGCUGAGGAGUUUUCCCUUUGUCUUGAUACCUUCCUAUCCCACAAGUUCUCUGACUCAGUCCGGGACUACAUUGAAUCUCAGGAAUCGCAGACACUACCAAGCGAGUCCACCGAAAUUGAGAAAACGACAUCAUGGGCUGUUGCCAGGCCGCCACACAAGCAUCAUUUUCUUUUCCAAAAAGCUAGCUCAAGCGAGCGCCGAGAAUCUCCGCUUCUUGACUUGCUAGAAGAUCUUUUGCCUUCUGAAGCUUUCCAGAAGUGGCUUUCUCUCGCGACAGGCCAGACUAUUAUGUCACAUAAUUUACUUGUUCGGCGUUUUAGGCGAGGACGGGAUUACACGCUUGCUACUGGGUAUGAGGAACACGCCCCGCGUAUCGAGCUUUGUCUGUCCAUUACGCCUACUUCCGGAUGGGGAGAUGACGAGAAUGCUGAGUCAGAGAAAGAUACUAAUAAGGAAGUCGCUGUCAAGGAAAAAGAUGAAGCUGAGGAAAUCACUACCACAGCGGACGAGCCUAGUGUAGGCGGCUACCUCGCCUACAUGGCCGGCGAAGAUGAGGACGACCCUGACCAUGACGAAGGGGGCAGCGACCAUGGUGUCGAAGUUCCGUUCGACAUGAGCACUGGAGCUCGGUCCACAAGAGCCGCUAACCCUAAGAAGUCAAAGCAAGAUCCAGCCAUCUACCAAGCCAGCGGCGACGAUGACGAGGAUGGCGUCCUUUUCAGUAUGCCCGCGGGCUGGAAUCGUCUGGGUAUAGUCUUGAGGGACAAAGGAACCAUGCGCUUCGUCAAGUAUGUGAGCCGGAUGGCGAAGGGUGAUAGAUGGGAUUUGGUUGGAGAAUUCGACGUUCUCGACGAUGAGAGCGACGAGGAAGAUGAUAAAGGCAAAGUAAAUGAGACAGGGGUUAGGAGUGAAGCUGAUGAUGGAACUCACGAAGAUGAGGAUGAUGAUGACAGUGAUGACAAUCAUGAAGAUUCUUCUACUGAGCAUAGUGAUUAG